Messenger RNA from Vicugna pacos (alpaca), 3219 nucleotides. Lineage: Eukaryota; Metazoa; Chordata; Mammalia; Artiodactyla; Camelidae. The record is from RefSeq and is a predicted model, not a curated record.
CCAAGCGGGCUCGAAACUUGGGUUCUCAGCGUCUGAGCCUGAGGAAGUUUUCUGGAAGCUAGUAACCGUCUCUACGCUUCGCGGGUAACGUCAAACACCGACGUCACGCUCGGCCCAUGCGCACUACUCACGUCUCUCUGCCUCGCCCUGCGCUCGCUUCCGCGAUAGCUCUCGACGCAUGCGCUCUAGGCGGCUGGCGUUCUCGCGCAGCCGCACUGUCUGCGCUCGGUCCCUUGCGCAGGCGCAGUGUCUGAGGCUCAGACCUGGGCGCAGGCGUACUCGUCUCUCUUCCAUCCUGCUUCCUGAGCCCUUGGAGCUCGGCCCGGCUCGGGUGGGCCUCGACAGCAGCGGUACCGGGGGCGGCAAUAGUGACAGCGACUGCGUGAGAGCCGGACGGAAAUGGUGAUGGCGAUGUCAGAUAGCGCGGCGAGCCGCCUGAGGCGACAGCUGGAGUCGGGCGGCUUCGAUCCGCGGCUGUACGUGAAGCAGCUCUCCCAACAGUCGGACGGGGACCGAGACCUGCAGGAGCACCGGCAGCGCAUCCAGGCGCUGGCGGAGGAGACGGCGCAGAACCUGAAGCGCAACGUCUACCAGAACUACCGGCAGUUCAUAGAGACGGCCCGCGAGAUCUCCUACCUGGAGAGCGAGAUGUAUCAGCUCAGCCACCUGCUGACCGAGCAGAAGAGCAGCCUGGAGAGCAUCCCUCUAACCCUGCUGCCGGCCGCCGCUGGCUUUUUCCCCAGCCCUGGGGGCGCCUCCCGCGACAGUUCCGGUCCAGGCGAGGAGGGAAAGCAACGCACUCUCACCACCCUGCUCGAGAAGGUGGAAGGCUGCAGGCACCUGCUGGAGACGCCGGGACAAUACCUGGUGUACAAUGGGGACCUGGUGGAGUACGAAGCGGACCACAUGGCCCAGCUGCAGCGGGUACACGGCUUUCUCAUGAACGACUGUUUGCUGGUGGCCACCUGGCUGCCUCAGCGGCGGGGCAUGUAUCGCUACAACGCCCUCUAUCCCCUGGAUGGUUUGGCCGUGGUCAAUGUCAAGGACAACCCGCCCAUGAAGGACAUGUUCAAGCUGCUCAUGUUUCCCGAGAGUCGCAUUUUUCAGGCAGAAAACGCAAAAAUCAAACGAGAGUGGCUGGAAGUGCUGGAGGAAACCAAGAGGGCCCUCAGUGAAAAAAGACGCAGGGAGCAGGAGGAGGCAGCGGCCCCUCGAGGGCCACCGCAGGUGACAUCCAAGGCCAGCAACCCAUUUGAGGAUGAGGACGACGACGAACCAGCUGCUCCAGAGGUAGAAGAAGAUAAGGUAGACCUCUCGAUGGAAUGGAUCCAGGAGUUGCCUGAAGACCUGGACGUCUGUAUCGCCCAGAGGGACUUCGAAGGGGCCGUGGACCUGCUGGAUAAAUUGAACCAUUACCUAGAAGAUAAGCCCAGUCCGCCUCCGGUAAAAGAACUGCGGGCCAAGGUGGAUGAGCGGGUCCGCCAGCUCACCGAGGUGCUGGUUUUUGAACUCUCCCCGGAUCGGUCCCUGAGAGGUGGUCCCAAGGCUACCCGGAGGGCGGUCUCCCAGCUCAUCCGGCUGGGCCAGUGCACGAAGGCUUGUGAGCUGUUUUUGAGAAACAGAGCAGCGGCGGUGCACACGGCCAUCCGCCAGCUUCGCAUUGAAGGCGCCACUUUACUCUACAUCCAUAAGCUGUGCCAUGUUUUCUUCACCAGCCUUCUUGAGACGGCAAGGGAAUUUGAGACAGACUUUGCAGGCACUGACAGUGGCUGCUACUCUGCCUUUGUGGUCUGGGCGAGGUCAGCCAUGGGCAUGUUUGUGGAUGCUUUUAGCAAACAGGUGUUUGACAGUAAGGAGAGCCUCUCCACAGCAGCCGAGUGUGUCAAAGUGGCGAAGGAGCACUGUCAGCAACUGGGUGACAUCGGACUGGACCUCACCUUCAUCAUCCACGCCCUUCUGGUGAAAGACAUCCAAGGGGCCUUGCACAGUUACAAAGAAAUCAUCAUCGAAGCCACCAAGCAUCGCAACUCCGAGGAGAUGUGGAGGAGGAUGAACCUGAUGACUCCGGAGGCCCUGGGGAAGCUCAAAGAGGAGAUGAAGAGUUGCGGGGUGAGUAACUUUGAGCAGUACACCGGGGAUGACUGCUGGGUGAAUCUGAGUUACACGGUGGUUGCUUUCACGAAACAGACCAUGGGCUUCCUGGAAGAGGCACUGAAGCUGUAUUUCCCCGAGCUGCACAUGGUCCUCUUGGAGAGCCUGGUGGAGAUCAUUUUGGUCGCUGUCCAGCACGUGGAUUACAGUCUUCGGUGUGAGCAAGAUCCAGAGAAGAAGGCCUUUAUCAGACAGAAUGCAUCCUUUCUGUAUGAAACUGUCCUCCCUGUGGUGGAGAAGAGGUUUGAAGAAGGUGUGGGGAAACCCGCCAAGCAGCUCCAGGACCUAAGAAACGCAUCGAGACUGAUCCGUGUGAAUCCAGAAAGCACAACAUCAGUGGUCUGAUGUCUGGACCUGUUUCCGUGUCUACAUAUUGCUUAUAUAUUAUUUAUAUUUAUAUUAAGGUGUACUAGCAUAUUCUUUGUAGUCUCAAACACAGCCUAAAAGUAAAAGAUGCUUUCCAUAUAGAAAUGCAAAGUCAAAGGGGGAAGGAAAAAAUGUUAAAUUAAGCCCAUGUAACAAAAAACAUUGGAAUUAUUAAAAUAUAUGCUUUCCUUUUCAAUGAUGCUAACUCUCUAACGAGUAUAUUGCCACACUGUAGCAUUUCAGCUUACCCUUUGAGUCAAAACACACUUUCUCACAGUAUAUAUUAUGCAGCACAGAUAAACAAUAUCUAUACAUGCCUAGAGUUUAAAUAUGCUGUGAAAGGUUCCCAGCUCGCUAAGAUGUUAGGUUUCUUAAAGAGCACAGUAAAGCACGCCGUUUCACAUACUUCUGCACCUUAAAAUGUGAUUGAACGAUUUGGGGAAAAGAAAGGAGUUGAGAAAAUUGAUCUUAGGGUAAAUUUUGGUCAGAAGAAUGCCUUCUAGUUGGUGUAGCUGGCGUGUGGACUCGAAUACUCCGAUUCUGGUUGAAUACAAGAGGAAGCUGUCAGACGGUUUGGCCCACGUUGCCGGUGUAAUUUAAAUGGCUAAUUAGUUUCAGCUGCUGAUUAGCAGCUUAUAGUACUUGAUUUCAGAGCAUUUACUGGGAAAUCUUAAGGACUAUGAUAAGUAUGUAUUUUUUUUU